Molecule: messenger RNA, 1603 nt
Organism: Lactuca virosa
Lineage: Eukaryota; Viridiplantae; Streptophyta; Magnoliopsida; Asterales; Asteraceae
Source: the annotation of a GenBank genome assembly
CAAAUGUCUCGUAAAAGCCAAAACUAAUUUCAAAACAAGACAACAGGAAAAACCAUAAAUUUGCAUUUCAAAACCAUUGCUCAAAUCCCCUUAUUAGCUGUUAAACACACACAUCAUAAAAAUCCCAAUAUUUAUUACCAUCUCAACCGUUCUACAAUCCUAGAUAGAUUCACAGAAUUGAAUGAAUCCUGGGAGUUCAAGAUUGCCCAAAUCUUUAAGUGUCGGAAUUUAUCACCACUUCAAGUCAAUUCAUCCGAUCUACUCUAUCUAUUUAAACCCUAAUCUUGGUGUAUCAUUACAACAAACUCACAACAAAUCCCCAAGUACUGAUGGGUUGCUUCGUUUUGGCUUCUGGGUAUUGACUUUCUCAUCUGGGGUUUGCAGUUCUUGUGAAAAAAAGAAUUCAGGAGCAAAUCAAAGACCACAAGAAAGCAAGAACAUGGCUCCUGGAGGUAAUGUUUACCAGGAUGUGACUGAAUCACGUGCUGCUAUUGCUGAUUACAGUGUCAAAUCUGCAAAUGUGGAAGGAAGAGGUGGCCUCAGAAUAUGUAAUUCUAUUGGUGGAAGGCCUGGAAUGGCAUCAAACAGUGCUGUUCAUGAUCUACUCGAGUGCCCUGUAUGCCUCAACAUAAUGUGUCCCCCAAUUCAUCAAUGUCCAAAUGGGCACACGAUAUGUGUGGUUUGCAAGACUAAAGUUCAAAACAGUUGCCCGAUAUGUAGACAAGAGCUUGGAAAUAUAAGGUGUUUGGCUUUGGAAAAAGUUGCAGAGUCCAUUGAAUUACCAUGCAAGUACCAUGUUUAUGGUUGCCAAGAUAUUUUAGCAUAUCACAGCAGGAUGAGACAUGAAGAAGAUUGCAAGCAUCGAGGGUAUAAUUGUCCAUACGCAGGUGCAGAAUGUCCAGUCACCGGUGAUAUUCCAUUCAUUGUUGCACAUUUGAAGACGGAUCAUAAUGUUGAUAUGCAUGAUGGCUCUAGCUUCAACCACCGAUAUGUGAAGCCUAAUCCUCAUGAGAUUGAGAAUGCUACUUGGAUGUUGACCAUUUUCAACUGCUUUGGAUACCAAUUCUGCUUGCAUUUUGAAGCUUUUCAUCUGGGAGCAGCACCGGUUUACAUGGCGUUUUUGCGGUUCAUGGGGGAUGAAAAUGAUGCUAACAAGUUUAGUUACAGUCUGGAAGUUGGAGGAAAUGGUAGAAAGUUGAAGUGGCAAGGGAUCCCGAGGAGUAUUCGUGAUAGUCACAAGACUGUUCGUGAUAGUCUUGAUGGGCUGAUUAUAACAAGGAAUAUAGCAUUGUUCUUUUCUGGUGGGGACAGGCAGGAGCUGAAGCUAAAAGUGUCUGGACGCAUAUGGAAAGAACAGUCUUGAGCUACAACCUGGAAGUGGAAGUCACUGACUUCCAGGUUCUGGCUCAAGACUGAUAUAGAGCCCCGUGGCUCUAAUCUUUUGGCAUUUUAGAGUCUAGUUUAUUGCUUGAUAUUUUUGCACAGGGGUGAAUUAUUACGGGGGAUGUUGAUGAAAGUUGCCUGGUGCCCAUUUAUCAGGGUAAACUUUGUCCGAAACAGAAAUAUUUUUCAAGUCAUUGUCAUGUUGUUGCUCUUGGCUAAA